This is a messenger RNA of Hylaeus volcanicus, 15520 nucleotides long. It is a transcript of the gene Oatp74D, whose product is annotated as solute carrier organic anion transporter family member 74D. Gene Ontology annotation, biological process: sodium-independent organic anion transport; transmembrane transport. Gene Ontology annotation, molecular function: protein binding. The transcript is spliced from 16 exons. The record is from RefSeq and is a predicted model, not a curated record. NCBI's taxonomy places the organism in Eukaryota, Metazoa, Arthropoda, Insecta, Hymenoptera, Colletidae. Bases 4357 to 6588 code for a protein of 743 amino acids. Gene Ontology annotation, cellular component: membrane.
ACUCAUUACGAAUAUUGUAUUCAUAAUUUUUCCAAUUAUUGCACUCUCAUUUUUAUGAAGUUGCGUUUCAUUUAAAGUCGUCCUGUUAUCGAGGGCCUGUAAACUUGUAAGAAGAAAUUUCAUUUUCGCUCCUUUCAUUUUUGAUAGGAUGAUUCCUUAUUCAUUUUGAAAUUACGCCAAUGUUUCGACUAAUAUGUAUUCGGUUUUCGAAUAAGUCCAUACCAGCUUCGAUACAAACGUACAAAACCCUACAAUGUCCCCUACAAAACCUUGCGUUGACCUUGAGGACUCUUGUGCCACGGAAGAGCUUAUCGACAGAUCGUAUGUACAGGGUUAUUACCGCGAUGUUUUGCCAUAAAGGUAAAUCGAAAAUAUGUGUCCGUCAUCGUGGAGCAUAGUGCGCGCGUGUCGCGCGCGUAAUUCAAUCGGUCGACUCAUCUCGUCGACACUGGCGUGUUGUAACGCGAGCCCGAGACAGGCUACGGUUUACUUGUUGGGACAUCUCGGGACACACGAUACUGGGAUAUUGAUGAAUGGUGUAAGGAUAAGCCUAUCCAAAUAAUACUCGAAUAUUUCAUACCUAGCCGAAUACAAUAAAACUCCAUGUACCCGAACCGACUUUUGUGAGUAUUACGAGUAAACUUGGAGUACGUAAGUCACAAAAGUCGCACCGCUCCGAUAUCGCGAAUCUCACGAAUAAAGAUAAUCCAAUAUCGAUAUUCGAAUACAGGAGGAUUCGAAAGUAACUCCGAGCUCUAGUACAUGUUAUACCGCGACGGACGCAUACUAUGAUUACACGCGUGCGCCCAAGUACGCGCGUACUCACACCAUCGCGUCGACAGCCGGCUAGUCGGUAGGAACAUUCGAUUUCAGUCGAAAGCGAAAACUCGCUUAGCCAGCCUGUUUGGUCGCGAUCCGUCUCAUAUAAAACACGCGGUAUUCUUACUACGUGAUCACUGUUUACUCGUCGACCUCGACGCGUCAUACUUGUCACAUUCGGAACGUCCGAGGUACCAGCUGGCUCCUCAAAACGGUCAAAUGUCGUUCGGCUGUUGCGGUAGCGGCGAAGUCGCCGGCGAAACGUUCACCGACAUCCUUGAGAACGUGUCGCGUGUACCGCGUACAAUCUACGACAGUUUCGUCCGCGAUGUCGGGCAUUUCGCCUACGAGUGCUCGUGGUUUUUCCUCGUCGUUGCUGUUCUCCUAUUGACGAGCUUGUUCGCCGUGGGGCGAGUUCACGUCACGCCGUCUCGACCCACCGGACUUGAAGAGUAGCGCGAUCUUCCGGUGCAUGCGUGACACUAUUCUUAUUCCGUCGGUGUAAAUAAAGGUGAUCAUGUGGAACAGUCCUAUCCGAGAGUGGAGGUCCUUACGCAGCUUUAACCUGCACCAAACGUCGUAUUGGAUAAACAUUCAUACAUCAGCCAGCCUUCGCACACUAUGAUAACGGAGAUACAGAAUGCGAGAACAGACUUCAGAGUAUGUUGAUAACUGACAGUGAUCAGAGUUUAAUUAAAAUCGCGCAGGUCUCCAGGAAAUGGAGCAAGUGCGACGAAAAGGGGUUAAUCGACCCCUGUUUUAAAUAGAUAAUGUAGAGUAUUAAUAAAUUGACACAGCAUUGAAAAGUGACUAAUUUGGCACUGAAUAUCCAGUGGCCCUUUGGACUCGUAGCUCCUUUAACCCAACGCCUUAAGCCGGCCCUGCAUGGAAGCAGUCGUUUCGGCCGUAUCGCGAUCGCCGACGCGAUGUAAACAGUCCGCGAAUGGCGUCGGUUUGACGUGAAUCUCGUUUCGUCACGCGGUGUCUCUGGGGCGUAAUCCCUUAUUGGUCGAUGUGAUUUCGGUUUAUCGCGCCCGAUUGGACGACGAUAACGUACUUUACACGGUGUCGUGUCGAGUGUGGCGCCGAUGCGCACCAGACCGUCAUAACUAUGCUGUGUCGUCUGCUAAUGUCUCGAACGUUGUUCGAAGAGAAGCAACGGCGUCGCGUGGAGGCGGAAUGAAUGAACGGGAAGAGGACGAUCGUGGCGCGGUGGGAGGAGAUGCGACGACACUCGUGUUGUGACGGCCCGCUGCCUGCUUGCCGAUUUGUAUCGAGGCGGUGCGUCCUUUCCUCGUUGGAGACGAGCAAUGCGGUAUACCCAGUGCAUGGAAAAAGAUUCCUGUCGCUCGUGACUCGAUCGGCGAACGUCUUCGACGAGCAGAGAGCAUAAUCUUCCGCGGAUUAUGAACCCGAAUGGAAACUUUCGUAGCACUUCGUUGGAAGAUAAGGCGCGGUUCUGUGAUGCAAAGUAGAGUCGAUUCUUGUUUCCCACUUCGAUGAUUGAUCCGACGACCCCGCGGAGCGAUGACUGGCUAAGGUCAAGCGCGUAUUUUGCACUCUCGAUUUUCUCUCUGUAUAGCGAUUUUCAACUUUGGGGCGUGAUCAUUAGAGGGCGGGCCAGUCUACGGGUGGGGGUUGCCGGGGGGUGGGGUUAGAGUUGCAAAACGUCGCUUUCUAACAAUACAUGUACUUCUUUCGAGUCUGUAAAACAAUGUACUCUCACUUUUCACUUGUCGUAGCUAAUCUUACACUUGAAAUUACGGUUUUUUUUGAUUGAAUUGUGAUCUUUAUGAAAUACAGUUUCUAGAUAAAAAGUUACACGAAUAACAUCGUAAAUAGUUAUUUGAAUUCUUUGAUACGAAACAAGAAUAAAAGUUACAAAAAGAAGUAACAAUCUUUUUCACGAGAGUUUUUUGCAAGCAUUCAGUUUUGGCUAGAGAAUCUUUUUAAACAGUUCUUGAUAUGCGACGAAGUAAACGUAACAGAUAUUAACAGCCUCCUAUAAAUUUAACAACUUUCAAAGGAACAUAUAGUUUCUACGCGAGAACCUGGAUUCCAGGAUUUGUUAAAUUCCACUAAUCUAAAAUAAAAAGAAGUGGCGUUGUUUCUUCGGUGAACAACGCGUCCACGUCUUCGCGUGGGUGGGAUUCGCAAUAUUUGUUCAACGUGACGCUUUCAGAAAAUUCGUUGAAAAGACCGAUCUCUCGGCACGAUUACCGCUGACACUUAUCGCGAGUCGGUUCUCUUUCAGAGGGUUUGAUGGACAUGAUGAAUGUGCAUCGUUGUACGUAAAUAAAUGACCUACAGGGUGGAAGGAGAGAAACUUUCGGAUCGUAAAAAUAUCACGGAAAUCCACGUCUUGAAUCGUGUUUCUCAGAAAUACGUCGAGCGAUUUUGUUUAGUCCUCGAUUUCAAUUUUGCCUGGCGCUUUAAAUAUCUGCUUAUCCAGAAAAAAAUGUCGAACGACGAAUAAGAAGUAAAUCAAUCUAUCUAUUAGUCAUGAAAUAGAAAUAAAAAUUCGAGGUACGAAAUAAAGUACUUGGCAAUGAACCAAUAAAAAUUGAAUUGUUCGAUAAGCGUCACGAGUAAAUUGAAAUCUGUCGACUUCGUUCGUCGUUUAUUAUCCGAAUAACUUUGUGCACGUUCUCGUUAUCGAAUCGAUGCUCCACGCAACUGGACGAGGACUUUUUCCAAGCGACUUCGAUAAGUGGCUAGAUCAAAAGCAAGUAUUUAACUUGUUCGCAUUUAUAAGCGUGCCGGCAGGCUACUUUGACCAUGGCCUUAAUCGCAAUGUAUACUGAUAUGUAUACGCGAUGCACGCAUCGCCUUUUACUGCACUUCGAAAACCGUAAACUCGUAAAAUUAUCUUCGGCCUGCGGCGAAGUUACGCCAGUUUCGCAACAUACUCCAGUUAUUUCCGUAGCUAUCGUACUCGACGAUAUUAUCCUUGGUACACUUAUUAUCAAGUUUCACUUUCGUGAUAAUCAAACUGUUUGCCGACUGAUAUUGUUAUUUUUAACGUCGUCUUUGUCAUUCGUUUCUCGUGUCAUCAUUCUUUUCUUUAACCCAGUUGUACAUGUUCCGUAAGUGAUGCGAAUAACGAGUAAUUAACAGAGGUCCGAAUGAGAUCAUCUCUGGAAACAUUUUCUUCGGAAAAUUUCGCCAAUUGAUCGGUGAAACGCUCAUUGAAAUAAAAUGAAAAUAAAAUCUCUACUCGUACAUUAUAUUUCUCGUUGAUUUGAUCGUGUGACGUUCUUUCUACAUUAUAUUUAUCUUUUUUGUUGCAGGUAAGCGAAGAGCGAUACGUAUUAUAAAUAACAUGGCUGUUGAUGUAAGUCGGAAGGAUCUCUCAGACGUAUCGUCCCUAGAAACCCAACAUGUCAUCAAAUUAAAGUUGACCGUUCGAAUGCAAAAGGUCUGAGCGGCCGCGAGGGUCCUCCCACGAGGAAGAAUCCCGGGUAGAGGGUGCGAGAAGGCAUAAAGGAAUCGAGAGAGAAGCGAGGUAACAGAGUGUUGGUUCAUCCUCGAAGGACAAUGGCGGGCGAGGACACGCAGAUCCUGGCGAACGGGAACGUCGAGGCCCUCACGAUAAUCCCCCAGAAGAUGGCGAAUGGGAACGGGCUGAUUUGUGGCAAACAGCACAACAACAACGGCUCGAUACCGAAUGGGAAGCUUCACGAGAUUGGCGGGACGGAAAACGGAAAGCUGAUCAUGUCAGACGAGAAGUCGAGUAGCCUUCACACGGAGUUCGACGAUGCCGACGUCUCCUGUGGCUGGGGUCCCUGCAGACCGCGCUGGCUCCAAUAUUUUGCCACGAAGCAGGCCUUCCUGGUCACCUUCUGCAUCACCUGGGUCCUCCAAGGCAUGUACUACACAUACUUCGUCUCGGUAAUCACGACGAUCGAGAAGCUCUUCCAGAUCCAGUCGAAGACCACCGGUAUCAUAAUGUCGGCGACGGAGAUCGGCCAGAUCGGUUCCUCUCUCUUGCUCACGUACUACGGAGGCCAAGGUCACCGGCCUAAGUGGAUCGCUUGGGGCAUGAUCCUCUUCGCGGUGAGCUCGUUCACCUGCUCGAUGCCCCAUUUCAUCUUCGGUGAACAGCUGAUCCAUCAGAACGAGAUGAUUUUCAGCGGUGUCGGGCCGAGGGGCGAGGACGGGAACCCGAACAGCACCGAUCCCGUGCCUGCUUACCUUUGCACGCUCCCUGAUCGGUCAGAGAACUUCACGCUGAACGGGCUCUCGUCCACGACAGCGCAAGGUGACGCGUUGAAUUACUGCGAGGGCAAGUUCAAGACCGAGCAGAUCAUACAGAGCAAAAUCACCACGGUGGUCUUGGCGAUAUUUUUCGUCUCUCUGCUGGGGGUUGGCAUGGGCCAGACGGCGGUGUACACCCUUGGGAUUCCCUACAUCGAUGACAACGUGGCUAGCAGGGAAAGUCCUCUGUAUUUCGCGAUUACCAUCGGAGUGAGGAUCCUCGGUCCAGCCCUAGGGUUUAUCCUGGGUUCAUUUUGCACGAUGAUUUAUGCGGAUUUGUCGAUGAAUCCGCAAAUCACGCCGAAGGAUCCGCGAUGGGUUGGAGCAUGGUGGCUGGGUUUGGUGCUAAUAUCCGCCAUGCUGGUGCUGGUCAGCCUCGGAAUGUUCGCGUUCCCGACGCGACUGCCCGCGAGCAGAACGCCGCCAAAACGUCCGGACUCCAAAAAGCCUAGUCUCAGAGACUUCCCUAAAGCGGUGAAGAGGCUGUUGAAGAACGACAUUCUUAUGUUCCGGACGGCCAGCAGCGUGCUGCACAUCCUACCGAUCGCCGGCCUCUACACCUUCCUGCCAAAGUACCUCGAGAGCCAAUUUCGCUUGCCAGCUCAUCAUGCGAACAUGAUCUCAGGUGUCGGUGGCAUUUUAGUAAUGGGUCUGGGUAUUAUAAUUAGCGGAGUGUUUAUCCUGAAGGCAAAGCCUAACGCCAGGUUUGUCGCAGCCUGGAUCGCCUUCACAGCGGUUGUUUACGCGUUCGGCAUGUGUGUGCUGAUGUUCAUCGGCUGCCCGAUGGACGAUUUCGCUGGUCUUGUUUCUCAUUCCAACGGAUUGUCCAGUUUCGAGCCGACCUGCGAUGCUACCUGCGACUGCGAUAGGAACAAGUUCAGUCCGAUUUGCGGUGCCGAUGGGAAAACCUAUUUUUCCGCGUGUCAUGCGGGCUGUUCGAAUUACACUGUGCUCGACGGCAAGGUGACUACGUUUUACAACUGCCAGUGCAUCGGGGCGAACAUAACGAUGCCGGAAACAACGAGCACGGCGACGAUCGGUUACUGCCCGCUGGAGUGCAGUAACUUUUGGGUUUAUAUGGUCCUGUUCUCCGUGUUCGUUUUCAUCCACUCGACCAGCGAGGUGGGCUCCAUGCUGUUGAUCCUGCGGUGUGUGGAUCCGCGGGACAAGGCCAUGGCUUUGGGGCUCAUACAGUUCGCCAUUGGCCUCUUCGGUAACGUUCCGUGUCCUAUAGUUUAUGGUGCUGUGGUGGACUCCGCUUGUCUCGUAUGGGAAUACGCUUGCGGCUCAAGGGGCGCCUGCUGGCUUUACGACUCGAAUAUCUUCAGAAUGUUCUAUCAUGGUACGACGGGUGGUAUCCUGGUCCUGGCGUUCGUAGUGGAUAUAGUGGUCUGGUACAAAGCUGGUAGCAUCAACUUCGUGGACGAGCAAGAGGUGGAGGAGGGUACUGUGGAGGAAAUGGCCAACCUGAAGUCCCAGGACGCGCAGGCGGUGGAGAACGACUAUUUGUGAAGAGUCUCUGGCCGACUUCAAUGGCAUCCCAUGAACCAGGCCUGAAUCUCGCGUCGCGAGGCGGGACAAAGCGGUCAUGAGUCUGUUCCUAACCGAAGGCAACCCGCUGCCAGGAAGCUCGCCAAGUGUCGGACUGGCGAAUCGCGUCGCGUUCGCCGUGUCUGUGGACUUCGUCGGGGGACUAGGACUAUCGCGAGCCCGUCGGAUAGAUUCUAGAGGGGACAACGCAAACACUGGUGCUCACGUAAAUUGUCUCUCGCAGUCUGAACGGAGACCAGGACGACGAGGUCGGAUUACGAACUGUCGAGGGAAGGCGGUGCUGGGCCACGGAGAUGCCCAUAGUUUCCGAAGAGGCUGUGUCGAGAUUAGCUUAUAGGACGAGUGCGUCGCUGGAGCACGAAUACCGGAAGAACGCGUUGGAAGAGGAAGGGUAGCUGGAACAGAGUAGUACUCGAGGUAGACGAUGAGAAUCGACGAUCAAAGACGACGUUUCUCGGGCCUGAAAACGCGAUUCGUCCCAGGAGAGCCUGUCAGAGAUGCUAUCUGCAAGUACGCUCUGGAAGUCUAUCUAGAGGAACAAAGAAUCGCUGCAGAUUGGAAAACUCUUUCUGAUCGAGGACGACGAUCGAACGGAUAGGAAAACGCUGAAUUCAAGGACGCCCAGGACUCGAUCCCGGAACGAAUCAACACGAUUCAGCGCGUCACGGAGGUCUGCAUCCUCUAAACGAAACACGUCAACCAUUCCAGUUCGACCAGUCGGUGCGAUUCAUCCUGAUUUCCUCGCAAGUGAAGACAAAGGAGGUGUUGCGUGUAUUGUGUGCGUGCAGGAGGUAUACAAGGGAAUCUAGGUACGUGUGCAUAGCCUCGAGUCGCAAUUGGGUUUACUGUCCGCUCGAAACUCUCGUUCCUUGGGAUCUUGAAGAAAGUAUAUUCGUAGAUGUUGAGUCUUUCGAAUGCAAUCCUUGAUGUUUUGCAAAAUUAUAAGGUUCCAGGGCAGCACUCUGUAGAUUUGUAUGAGAACAGAGUCUUAGUACGAUGUAAUUAUAUGACGAAUUUAGAUUUGUCUACAUUUUUUCUGGACCGUGCAAGUCAUGGAAGCUAAGGACUGCUGUAGAAGGGGAUGCAGAUGAUAGGCUGUUUAUUCUUAAUUAAAUGUAUGUAUCACAGAUAAGCAGUCUACAUCCUGCGUUGUCUUCUCAUUAGCAUCGGCAGCGACUUCCAUCAUCAAAAGAGUUGUGCGCCAUAAAAAUGGUCAAUUUCCACGUUGAAGACUGCAUUCGAAAGAGUAAUCAACAUCCACUGUGUCAACGUUACUGGCGAUGAAUUGUCCAAUCGCUAUCAAUUACCAUGAUAUUGAAGUGUUAGUUUCGAGCAGACGAAGGAGUUCUCGAUUCUCUGAUGUCUCUGAAAAUGGCAGAUUGUGUCGCAAGACGAUCGACAUCGACGACAAACUCGGGUGAGCUUCUCUUAGGCGCUACCGUCCGUGUUUCACUCUGCAAAUACACAUAGGCGUAGGCAAACCGUACGUACAAGCGAUUUAUGAUGUGUGCAUGCGUGUCGAUGAUAUUUGUCGUCGGACAGAGAGAGGGGGGAGCGAAUGAAAACGAAGAAAUAUAUAUAGGACAUAUUUUUAGAAGAUUUGACGACGAAAGGGAGGGAGAACAAAGAGUAACGUUAAUUAUUAAUAUUAUUAAGGCCGAUGCGACACAGGGAAAGAGGGAUGUCACGAAACGCGAUGGUCGAAGUAAUGGGGAAAAUGCGAGGAGCCAUAAGAUCUGUAUUUUAAUAGGUUACGCAAUUUACACACUCGCGAGACACGCCUGUGCUUUUAACGCUUCGAGCCUUCACCAUUUUCGACUCGCGUGGAAUGGCUGGCCUGUUCGUUUGUUAACUUUCUGAAGGCGCAGCUCAGAAGCUACAUUGUCAGAGGCUUACAGCUUAGUCCUGUCGAGUGGCUAAGGAUCAUCCACGAAUUUUCUCUUGACUCCUUUGGAACGGAUUUCUCUUGACACUCUGGGACUUCCAUGGAAGUUACAUCAACCCUUCGAGUUCCUCAGUUUGUUAGAGGAAGGCACUUAUUAUGGCGUUUCAUUCUCUCAGUGCUAAAAGCUCAGUGGAACAGAUGGUGAUAUCUAAUAGCUGGUUUCCUUUGAUUGGUUAACCAGCCAAUAGAUGACGGGUUCUGUUUCUUGUCGAGCCGGUCCUGGUCUGUCAGUUUCUUCGCUUUGUGUCUGCUAGAUUAGGAUUUUUCAAUUCUUCAGAAAUUUGAGUAUAUUUGGAUAUUUUAAUUAGAAUUUGGAAGAUGAAUUAAAUAUCGCGAGUUGUCGUUGACGAAAAAGUUAAACGAACAAUCAAUGCGAAUAGACUUCUGUGUCCCAUUAGAACAGUAAAACAUAAAAGAUUUCAAGGGGUUAUCGCAUAGAGGGAAGACAAGAGUGGGAUUUAAGAUACGCAUUUAGGGUAGGCAUUAGUCGCUAUAAAUUUCGCGAAUUAUUCGAUUCAGGGGCAUUGCUAAUGUACUACACCGUUUGUGUUUGUUUUGGGAAGUGUUUGGCUGAAGUGAAUGAAAUCAUCCCCCAAUGAAGUGAGUUUUGUUUGAAUAAUGGUUCACACAAGUUUCCAAUACAUAAUUGACUAUAUAUAUUUAAAUACAUGUACAUACUAAUUAUUUUAGUCGAUGAAAAAUUUUGAUUCAUAUUGUAUGGUUCAUAUAAUAGAAUGUUCACAUAACAAAUGUUUGCAUACUGGAGAUUCCAUUAUCAUAGAAUCUCACAAUCAGAAUCUGACAGGAAGAUAUAAAAGCAAGUUCAAAUUAUUCUGACAAGACUCUAGUUUAAAGAACGAUAUUUACACUGUCAUUUAUAGAUCUAUUAUUCAAACAAAGUCAUUUGAUUAUUCUACAACUCUGCAUUGAACACAUGACUAUCUGGUUUCAUUGAUCUCGUUGAAGAUACAGCGAGGAACGGGAAAUAUAUUUUUGGAAAAUUUGGGAAUAUAUUUUUGUUUCAAUAUUAGUGUAUUUCUCAGACGACUUCGAAAACUGGAGAGCUAUUAAUUAAACAGGCAUGAGAAGUAUAUCUGGAACAUACUAGCAGGAUGACUGAUAUAUCACAGUUUAUCCUAUGUUUCUAAAUUAAUCUAAAUUAGUCUAAUUAAUGGAAGUUGAGAUCUAUUUUUCGCCAGAUCUGGAUAAAUCUCAUUUUAUUCUAAAUUAACAAUUUUAUUCUAAAAUAUAUUUGAAUUUAGAAAAUUGUACAUUUCUACAUUUUAGAUUUUAUUUAUUAUUAAUGCUUAGAGACACAAUAACUUUUCUUCAAGCUUCAGCAAAGGAUAUCCUCUUUUCCAAAAAUCAUCACAUGAGAAUAUGUAAAUCAUUAAUCAAUUACUUUCUCGGGAUGCUUAAUGACAAAGAGGGUAUAAAUAACAUUGCUAGAUGGUUAACUGUUGUCCAGGUGUAGUUGAAGUUUUAUUGUGAAAGAGAACGAUCGCGGAAAGCUAUUUUUUGUAUUAUCGUACCUCACACGAGAAAAAGCAAUAUAGAAAAUAAUAACAACUCUCUUGAUGUUUAACCAACUUCGAAAAAGAACGAGUUUACUCAGUUUGACAUGUAUAUAUUUUUUUUUUCUUUCACAAGUACGUAUUGAAGUGAUCAAUUUAUCAAAAAAAAAAAAAAAUAAAAAAAAUUGAUAGAAAGUUUCUAAUAAGUUUAUAAUAUCCAUAAUGUUAUUUAAAUUGCAAGAUUAUUUAAAUUUGGCCAUUUCUGGACAUACAACAGCAUUGAAAAAGUUAAACAUAGUAGAUGCACGUUAUAUUUGUUUGUGUAUGUAUGUACGUGAGUGUGCACUUGUACCGGUAAGAGAAGAAUCGCACGGAGGUGGAUUAUGGCCUCCGCGUACCCGUUGAUCUCCAAACGAGAAUUGUAUUUUUGUAUUCGAAGUGAACAUAAUCUAUAUUUUAAUCGAUCACACGUCAUGUAAGCACAGGGCAUGUAACGUUGAACCGAUUCAGCCUUUUAACACGUCAGUUUCUCGGAUCUCUGUGCAUUUCUCAGGACAGACAACAAAUUUUAUCAAUCAAUAGUUAUUGCAAGGAGAAAAUAAGCUCAUUCCCAAGUCAAGGGACUUUCUUUCUUCCUACAAUACACACGUCGACAUCUAGAGAGAGUUCAUAUUCUGAAUCAGGGCAGAAAGCAUACUCUUGUAAGAAGUUUUGGCAGACUCUCUCGAGACUCCCUCCAGAAGUUUCUUGGAAGUACGGACGAUAAUGUCAGGCGAGAUUUCGAGAAUACCCAAGACAUGAUUGCACAUAGAUGCUAAAUUGAUUCUAGAGUAUUUGCAUGGAACUAUACAGAGUUGUAUAAAGUGGCACACAUUAAUGCACACAAAUUUCUGAAAGCAUCUUUUGUCAAGGAAGGAGUUAAAGUUGAGAUCAAAAGGACGGACAUCUAUUUCUGGUCAGGCCUGUAUCAAUUAAGGACAAUUGAAUGAAAAAACUAUUUUUCAGAGCUUAGAGACGAUUAGCCCGUAUGUGCAUGCGCUCUUCUCUUGGGUUCGAUACCUUUUAUCAUAGGAUUCGAAGUGGCCAUCGUUCCAUGUGUCUGUCGCAGAGUCAGAGAUAUUUUUUUCUUCAGGGAAAUACGACGAUAUAUAUUUUCCAAGAAUGUCGUGAAUCAGUAAUCAGAGAUGAGCAAAAUUUUGAUGACUACUAUAUCAACCAUACUUUUUCUUCAUUGGUUACUCAUUUAUUAUUCAAUAUUGUUUAGAUGCAAUUGAAUAUAUGAGCAGUAUCCCUGAAAGUAGAAAAUAGAAUUAAAGUAGAAUAAAAAUUUUGCUCAUUACUGCCAGAGAACCUUCGUCGUUUUCGACGAGAAGUACUCAAUUAACCCUUUGCAGUCCUGUGUCGAGUGGGACUCGACAAAAUUGUAACGAAAUCAGAAAAUCUGGAUCACAAAGGGUUGGACGAAAGUGGUACAAGUGAAAGAUAGAAAGAUAGAGAGUCUGAGAUAGAAACAGCUAAUUAGUUUACCCGUGUAUUCUGACCACAAGAGAAGGAGGGAUACGGAUUUUUAACCAGCGAGUCCCGUUUUAUUUUCGGAUGAAAAGCGACGAGGUGGACAGCGAAUUGGGGUGUACUUGUGUGUUUGCCUUUAACGCUCGACACAUGAUUGUAUAUUACGUGUAUGAUAGACCUUGUAAAUAUAAGAGAGUACAAUAAUUGCCAAAAUAAAUCGUGGCGUGGAGCGACAGAGUCUCGAUCUUUAUUCUGCAUGUUGCGCCAGUUGCGUCUGAUGGGUGACAAAUGUUUGUGUCUCAGAUUUCUGUAUUGCUCGAAUCUGAACUCUGUUACAUUGCCUCUCAUGUUCGAACAUGCUAAUCUGAUAACUGCGAGAAUCAGACCCUAUGAUGGUGCCAUAACCUCGAAACACUGCCUGUUUACUGUUACUGCCAAUUCAUCAAAAGACUCGUCUAACAUUGAAACUACUGCACAUUGAACUACUGCCUAUUUCUACUUCGUUUUUUACUGAUAUUACGUGAACUGAAUUUAGAAGUGUUUUACUUCACAUACGUUGGUCCAGGAUAAUGGUCCACAGAUAUAAGACAUACAACUUUUGAAUAGUGACGUCUUAUUAACGUUUGAUAUGUACUUGUGAAUGUUUCAAAGCAUUUCUUUAAUCGAAAAAGACUCGUUGCAUUGUUUAUAAAAAACAUAUACACGUGUGUAAUGCGUAUAUAAAUUAUAUAAAUUACACGAACACAACGUUUACAUUCUUUAAGCAUUUAAAGUUCACCAAUAUAUUUACUCACCAAUACAGCGCCAUCACUGUCACGAUUCUCACUGUUCGAACAGACGUUAACUUUUUCUUUAAGAAAAAAAAAAAAAAGUGGUCACUGGCGUGACACGAAAUACCAUAAUAAUUAUAUUUUAGUAAAAAGAAUUUAUCGAUAAAUAUACUUCUAGGAUAAUCAGCUGCGUCUGCGGCGUAAACAGUUUUACCUAAUUACGAUGUAGUCUUUUUAAGAGAACCAUCAUUGCUAGUCUUUAACUUGCGACGUGCACGCGUGUAUCCGCACGUCCCGACGAAAUAUAUACUGGAUGUUCUGUGAAUUCCACGUUGGUGCAACUUUGUCACGUUGCAGGAAAAUUAAAUACGCAAAUCGUUGAUAUUUAGGUUGAUCAAGUUACUUUCAGCUCCAAAACGGGCUGCGUAACACGGAUGCGCACGAGUCCAUACCGCGACCUUUCAACCACGUCAAAUUACUUUAAUUUCAUAAGGUUCAUAAUUACUGAAAUAAGAUUGCAAGGACAUGUAGAGUUACUGAAAAAGUAUAGUUAAGUUGUAAAUUAAAGAAUCUCACCGGUGGAAUAAGUCUGAAGGUUGUUAAAACCGAUUUGCACGCAUCCAUGUUGCACAACGCGUGAUUAUCUAAGCAAUGGUUGGUACACACACUUUUAUAUUUGAAUCUCGAGUGUAAAAUUGUUGUAAAAUGUCAUUACAAGCGAAUGUAAGAUGCAAAGAUAUUUAAAUUGAAUUUAAACGAAUAUAUCAUAGUGUGAAUGGACUACCAGUCGAAGUAACGCAAAGUGUUAAAGUUGUUCCAACGUUAUACAUAUGCACCUAAUAUGUAUGCGUGUGUAUCAGGCGUAAGGAACGACUAAAUUGAUAAAUAAACGUAACGAAGAGCGGGGAAUAUAAAAAACGAUGAAAAAAAAAAAGGAGGAACGAAUAUAAUGCCAUUUUUAUGUGUGCAUAUAUUGUACUAAUAAUUACUAUAAAUUUCUGUUUUAUUAAUAUUAUUAUUACUACUAUGGUUUCACUACCAUUUCAUCGACUAUUGAUUAUUGCUAAUUAAUUAUAAUUAACGUUCGCGGUCGCGAAUUACCGUUGUAAUAUGCGCUUCGAUUUUUAUAUAUAAUAUGUAUAUUAUAUUGUAUAUCGAAAGAAUCGAUUACUCUGUAGGAAACGUAACUGUAUUUUGGUAUAGCGCACGAUGCGUGCGCGCGCGCGCGUGUGUGUGGCUGUGAAUGCGAUACAGAUUAAUUCUGCAUACGUUCGGCCUGAAUGCGUCUGUUUUUCUUUUGUGCUUAUUUUUAGCUAGGUAUAGCGUACAGACGGUUACUUUUCUAUUCUGACGAACAAUAUCCGUAUCAUUGUUUGGCCGGAAUUAUUUUUUAACGGUGCUCGAACAUUCUGAUAACAAUAGAUGUUUAUUUGGGCCACUGUACCCCAAGCUGUGCAAUAGCUGCAAUUCCAUUUAUUCAAAAAACUGUACCUCGUAGAGUGAUUGCAACUUAAUUAUUACAACUUUUAUUCAUUACCCGAGAUUUGUUUCAUUUUUAUUUCAUAAUUAUUGGAUUAGGGAAAUCGAUACGUGAUGUUGUUCGUCGAAAUGCAAUUCCUCCCGGAAGAUGUAUACUAGGGACCUGGAGAGAUUGCCUCUGAUUAAAUUUUCAUUUGAAUAAAUCCGCGAAUAAAAAUGGGACAUUAAAUGGGUGAAAAAUUUCGUAAACGACCCGAAACAGUUAUUCGAAGAUUUUCUCACAUUCUAACUAUCAUUCAGAAGCGAUCUUUCCAGAUUCGAGCAGUAACACGCGUUUCAAUCAAGACUGUAAAUAGAAAAUAGCAGGCGUUCGAUGGACCUCCACCUUAAGGUUCCCAACACUACUCCCGACGUUUAAGUGCCUAAAAACCGGAAGAAAAACGCGUCUAUCCUCCUCGAAUCUUCGUUGUCUAGUUUCUAGAAGCGGGUAAGAUACUAUUUUGACGGCUGGUAGCAAAACUCUCGUUUCAAGAGUGCUAGAAACACACACAGUUCUUUCUCUUCGUCGUAGAAUCUCGAGUAAAAUAGCAAUGCAAACAGUAGUGGUGAUGAAUCGAAAAACAGGUGAAAAAAAAAAUAGAUAGCAGAAGAGUAUACAUAUAUAUUUACGCAAAGUUUUAAAAGGAUUAAAUUGCAAAACCGUAGCGACGACAAAGAACGUAGGUAACAGAUCGUCAUUCCCACUUUGAUGAAUUAAUAUACGUAUAUAUAAUGUAUAUAUGUAUGUAUAAAAACAAAAAAAGACGAAAUAGUAUUUUAUCUGACUACUAGUUUCACGCCACAAAUAGACGAAAGUCGUUCGACACCCUCAGCAGAUCUCAGCACUCUGACGAAACGAACGUGGAUCGUUUAUUUUUUAAUUCGCGCAUAUAAAAGUCCCGCUCGUUUUCGUGGAGCGCGUUUACGAAUAAUUAUGGCGUUCGAAAGGGUGCGUCGGGAACCGGGGUACACGACUAUAAUCUGUAAGGUGCACGUUCAAAAUAUCUAUACAUGUAAAUAUAUAUAUCUCAGGCGCGAGUCGGAUUUUUCGAGUUAAACAAUUAUCAAUGUAGAUCAAUUCAGGCUUGUGACAAUGUAACAAAAAAGUCACCUCGUCGAUUACUCGUUAUUUUGUCCACGUAUAUUUUCGUAUCCAUCAGGUAUAAAAUUCGAAGCACAAAGAUUUAAGCUACAAAUCGCCCGUCGAGUUACAAUAUAUUAAUUGUUGUUUCUUUCCUUUGAAAUUAUAAAUUUCUGCGAACUCUUUAUUUGAAUUUUUUAAAUAAUUACACGGUAUAGAUUUUGGUGAACAUUUCUCUCAGCGAAAAAUCCGAUUGCCUUAGUACAACUGAAGCGAUCUUUCACGCCCCCUCCCCCUUGUUUCAGUGAUAAUCGUACAAAGAUAACACGCGACCGAUUCGCGACGCAUCCUGUAAACGCGCGAGCGCGUGUGUGUAUAUUAAUUAUUACAGAUAUAUAUAUAUAUAUACGAAAGAAUAUAUAUACAUACAUACAUAUAUAUAAACAGAUAAAUGAAUAUGUAUAUAUUUAAACAAAAAAGUAUACAUAUAUUCAUAUACAGUGCCACUCGACAUUUUGGAGCAACCUUCCAUCUUUAAAGUAGAGUUUCCAUA